This is a messenger RNA of Homarus americanus (American lobster), 2041 nucleotides long. RefSeq names its product mucin-5AC-like. The record is from RefSeq and is a predicted model, not a curated record. NCBI's taxonomy places the organism in Eukaryota, Metazoa, Arthropoda, Malacostraca, Decapoda, Nephropidae. The transcript has 2 exons. The annotation marks the transcript as partial.
GCACACUGCUCCACACCUGCACCGUCCAGGCACACACUGUCUGCACAAUCCACACCUGCACCGUCCCUGCCUGCACAACCGCACCGUCCAGGCACACUGUCUGCACAAAUCCGCACCGUCCAAGCACACUGUCUGCACAAUCCAGGCACACACUGUCUGCACAACUGCACCGUCCAGGCACACCACUGCACCGUCCAGCACACUGUCUGCACACCGCAACGUCCGUGCACACUGUCUACAUCCCGCAACCGUCCAGGCACACUGUCCGCACAACCCACCGUCUGGCAACACUGUCUGCACAACUGCACCGUCCAGGCCAACACUGUCUGCACAAUCUGCACCGUCCAGGCACACUGUCUGCACACCUGCACCGUCCAGGCACACUGCCUGCACACCGCACCGUCCAGCACACUGUCUGCACACCAGCAAUCAGUCCAGCAACACUGUCUGCACAACCUGCACCGUCCACAACAUCGUCUGCACAACUACACCGUCCAGCAACACUGUCUGCACAACUGCAACCGUCCAGGCACACUGUCUGCACAACUGCACCGUCCAGGCACACCGUCUGCACACUGCAACCGUCCAUGCCACCACUGUCUGCACAACCAAGCAACCGUCCACCGUCUGCACAACCACACCGUCCAGGCACACUGUCUGCACAACUGCACCGUCCGUGACACUGUCUGCACACACCACAGUCUGCACUGUCUGCACAAUCUGCACCGUCCAGUUAACACUGUCUCACACCUGCACCGUCCAGGCACACUGUCUGCACAACUGCACCGUCCAGCACACUGCUCCACACACCGUCCCUGAGGCACACUUGCCUGCACACCGCACCGUCCAGGCACACCGUCUGCACAAUCUGCAACGUCCAGCACUGGCCUGCAACCGUCCAGGCCAACACUGUCUGCACAACUGCAACCGUCCAGGCACACUGUCUGCACAACUGCACCGUCCAGACACCACUGUCUGCACAACUGCACCGUCCAGGCCAACACUGUCUGCACACAACUGCACCGUCAUGCACACCUGUCUGCAAUGUCCGUGCCAACACUGUCUGCACAAUCUGCACCGUCCAGGCACACUGUCUGCACAACUGCACCGUCCAGGCACACUGGCCUGCACAAACCUGCAACCGUCCAGCAACACCGUCUGCACACCGCACCGUCCAGGCACACUGUCCUGCACAACUGCAACCGUCCAGGCACACUGGUCUGCACCCGCACCGUCCAGCCACACUGUCUGCACAACUGCACCGUCCAAGCACACCGGUCUGCACAACUGCACCGUCCAGAGUUACCACCGUCUGCACCAACCUGCACCGUCCAGGCACACUGUCCUGCACAACUGCACCGUCCGGUGCCAAACACUGCCCCAGAAUAACCCAGCACCGUCCACCGUCCGCACAAAUCUCAAUCAGUCUGCACACACCGUCUCACAACUCGCACCGUCCAGGCCACUGUCCGCACAACUGCACCGUCGAGCACACUGUCUGCACAACUGCACCUGUCUGUCACCGUCUCGUACACCAAUAACCCACCGUCCAGGCACACUGCUGCACAACCGCAACCGUCCAGGCACACUGUCUGCACACCGCACCGUCCAGGCACACUGUCUGCACAACUGCACCGUCUCAGGCACACUGUCUGCACAUCUGCACCGUCCAGGCACACUGUCUGCACAACUGCACCUGUCCAGGCACACUGUCCUGCACAACUGCAACCGUCCAGGCACACUGUCUGCACAACUGCACCGUCCAGGCACACUGGUCUGCACAACUCGCACCGUCCAGGCACACUGUCUGCACAUCCGCACCGUCCAGGCAACACUGUCUGCACACCUGCAACCGUCCAGGCCAACACUGUCUGCACAACUGCACCGUCCAGGCACACUGUCUGCACACCGUCCAGGCACACUGUCUGCACAAUCUGAACUGUCCAGCCACUGUCCACAACUGCACCGUCUGCACGACUGCAUCACCUGCACCGUCCAGGCACACUGUCUGCACAAUCUGCACCGUCCAGGCACACACUGA